Penicillium longicatenatum is the source of this 801-nucleotide messenger RNA. RefSeq names its product mitochondrial ribosome assembly protein RRG9 (gene rrg9). Bases 1 to 801 code for a protein of 266 amino acids. NCBI's taxonomy places the organism in Eukaryota, Fungi, Ascomycota, Eurotiomycetes, Eurotiales, Aspergillaceae. Gene Ontology annotation, cellular component: nucleus. The transcript has a single exon. The record is from RefSeq and is a predicted model, not a curated record.
AUGGCAUCCCACUGCGCUGCGUCAGCCAGGCUAGCCCUGCCGACUGUUUUUCGCAACCUAUUCCGCCCCGAAGCUCCUCGCAAUCUACGCCCCUCCCGGGGUGUACGCUCCCAAGCGCUCUACCAACCCAGAUUGCUCAGCUCGACCACCUUGUUCCGCCAAGUCCAGGAACAAUCGCUACCUACAAUCCCCAGCACUCAUGAGAAUACCAUUGCCGAGGCUCCGAAGCCAUCCGGAUCUAAUGCAGAAUCGAGCGCACCCUCUGAAAAGUCACCCACGGACUCAGGGAAGUCAUCCAAGCAGAAUCCCGAUUCCAAAAAGAAGAACAAAGAUCGCAAAGAUCGGAAACCCUCCAAGUUUGCCGACAAGGACAAAAAAUCCGAUAUUGCGAAGCAAGACGGCACAAAGAAAAAGAAGCUUGAGCCCUGGAAGAUUCAGAAACAGGCUCUUGACAAGAAGUUUCCAAACGGUUGGAACCCUCCCAAGAAGCUUUCACCCGACGCCCUUGAUGGAAUUCGAAAUCUACACGCAAGCGCACCUGAUCGAUUCACUACCGCGGUUUUGGCAGAAGAGUUCAAGAUCUCGCCGGAAUCGAUUCGCCGCAUCUUGAAAAGCAAGUGGAAGCCAAAAGCUGAGGAGAUCGAAAGUCGGCGCACACGGUGGGAGGCUCGACAUGAGCGGAUUUGGGGUCACAUGGCUGAGUUGGGUCUCCGGCCAAUGACCAAAAGCGCUCUGUCCAAAUCCGAUUCCAAACUACUCUAUAAGAAGGAUAAGGAGGACCUGGAGGAUAAGGGAGAAUAA